AUGUCUAAUAGUUAAGAAAGAGAUCAAGAAAUAAAGUCAAUUCGUUAAGAAAUGUUGAGGGAUGCAGAACAGAAUGCUAAGAAAUAAAGAUUUGGACUGUUCUCCUCACCUGUUCCAUUAGGAUUGGGAGAUGACAGUAUGGAAAUGAGGAAAAGACCAUAAAGAGGGGAGAAUGGGAAACCGAUAACAGAACCGUCUAAUAUGAAGGUUUGUGCUACUCGUACAGGAAGAAUUAGAUCUUCCUAUUUUGGACCUUUGAGUUUUACAACUGUCGGAGAUCCAUACAUAGAUCCUGAAAAAGUGUUAACAAUUUAUGAGAAGGAGCAAAAGAAGUUAUGUAACAAAGAGGCUGCAUUCAAGCCUCCUUCUGGAUACAAAGAAUUGAUGGGCAGUGCUUAUUCGCAUAUGAAGGAAUAUGAUUACAAAAAGGUGGAGAGUAGGAAACAAACGGAUGGGAGAGUGUAUUCUGCACCCAGAAAUGUUACAACCAAUCCAAGAUGUAAAGUACUGGACAAGUCGAUUCCUUAUUUGACAGACGAUUACAAUCGAUAUAGUGAUUUCGAAAGAAAAGCAAGAAUGGAAAGCAAGAGCAAAGAGAAGGAACAGCCCUUUCGAAGCACUGUGAAUGGAGGCUACACUUUUGAAAAAGACAAAAACAUAUUUGGAGUAACUAAGAUGCCACCUUAGAGUCAGAGGAAGUCUCCUGACCUUAAGUCAGCAAAGCACGAAUCAGCUUUUCGUCCAGCCAAUGGGUUAAAGAAAGGGUUUGAUGGAUUGUUCGGUCAUUUUUAGUACAAGUCCGACCCUAUGAGGGAAAUCAAAAGAUAGUUUAGUUCCAAAAAGGAAAGAGAGAGUUUUAAACCUGCAGAUUUGGGGAACAAGACUCGGCCAAAUCCAACGAUAUCGUGUUUCAAAAUGAACAUAAGGAGAGAAAUGGCUGGACAUAUUUGA
Paramecium tetraurelia is the source of this 951-nucleotide messenger RNA. RefSeq lists its product as uncharacterized. The record is from RefSeq and is a predicted model, not a curated record. NCBI's taxonomy places the organism in Eukaryota, Ciliophora, Oligohymenophorea, Peniculida, Parameciidae. The transcript is spliced from 4 exons.